Taeniopygia guttata (zebra finch) is the source of this 6220-nucleotide messenger RNA. The record is from RefSeq and is a predicted model, not a curated record. Lineage: Eukaryota; Metazoa; Chordata; Aves; Passeriformes; Estrildidae.
UAGAAAAUGGCUCUCUGCUUCAAACAAUUAGCAGGAGCUUUUCCAUCAGCCUGGUUCACUUGGGGCUGGGUUGGAAACAGCAUUUUGCUGCCUGGAGGAGCUCAGUCCCCUGAGACCCUGCUGAUGUUGAUGUUGCAGUUCAGCCCAACUUCCCUGCUUCAGCUUCAAGGUGCCCUAAACCAAGAGGUAAAAAAACCCCACCCCAUUUAUGCUUUCCUGCCUCCUGUGUCACAGAAACAAGUGCAUCUAACAUGAGCUUAAUUCUUAAGGAAGACCCCAGGCUUACCUUUCUGUGAAAGCAAAGAAUCCUGAAUAUGACAUGAUUUUUAAAUCAGUGGUGGAAUUUUAAUACCAUCAGGGUCCCCAAGCAGGGACUAGGGUAGGGUCUGCCACUGCUUCUUCAUCUGCUGCCAAAUCCUGCCCCUCUUCUCUCUUUCUGAAGUGGCUACCUCGUUUUCCUUAAAUUAAUGAAAAAAGGUUGAUGAAAAAAAGGUUGAAUGGGGACCUGCUACAGUAAAACCCUGAUUUGAGAAUAAAUUGUGGCUCAUGUCUGACCUCUUCCCCACAAUGGAAUUUUUUGGGAGGUAACAGCUCAGUCAAGGUGCUCCAGUAACCAGCACCGAAGUCAUGAAGACUUCAGUGAAAGUGGCAUCCCAGAAGAUGUACUCUGAACUUGGGAAAAAUGUAAUUGUAUAACCAUAUUUGACUAUAGAUUUUGACUAUAGGAGCUCAUUGGUGAAUUCUUGUCAUGCUAUUUUUAAAAAUAAAAUACCCUGUGUUCAGAUAUAUUAGGUUUUUGAAGUGUUUUUGACAGUGAUUCAUUGUAAGAUAAGAACUUGGAAUUCACAAAUCUUGGAAAAAGCAGAGUAUGCUCUGGAGGUGUUAAACUGACUACAGUAAUCUAAGCCUAAACUGUAGACCCUAGGAUGGAAGAAUAAAAUUAAAACAUAAGCACACUGUUAAGAUAAUGUUCACUCUCAUUUCCUCCACUCAGCUUCCCCAAUCUCCAGCUGUCUAUUUCCUAGACAGAAUGAAAGUGCUGAUCAUACUCCUGAUCCUACUGAAAGGAUUUGUGUUGUUUUUUUACAUGAAGUGAGCAGAGAAUCCUAUGAUCACAACCAGGGAGACCCUGCGUGUAGCCAGGAGGAGGAGAGGGACAAACAGGUUUACUAGAGUGUGUUUGCAGACUUUGGAGGAAGAAACAGGUGUGAGAAGUAACACUAAGGGUAAAGUUGAGUUGGAAUUCAAGAGUACUUCAGAUGUCAUUCUCUAGAAAAACAAUUGCUCUCGUAUUAAGUUAAAUUCAUUAAAGGGUGACUCUAAAGUCCCAGGACAACCCCACCUCCAUUUCCUAGGUAACCUGUCAACAAAAACAUCAAUCUUACAGAAGAAUGAUCCUUGAUCUUCAAACAGAGUCACACCCCAAGUUAAUCCCCAGAUAUUUAAGCUUCAUUUCAGUUUAAUUCUUCAAAGUUACUUCCUUAAGGAGCUGAUCAAAGUUCACCUUUCUUCUAUAGACUGAAGAUGUGGCAAUCAUUCUUACCUGACAAUAGGUGAAAUCCAGCUCUGGCUCUAAACAGGGCAUAUUUUGUGGUCAUUGAGCUGGAUCUCUGCUUAUCUUAAAACUCUCAUUGAAAUUGAAAGCUCCAUUUGCACCUAAUUGUCUACGUCACCAACACGAAGCCCUGCUAUAGCAGAUGAGAUUUGACCUGCAAGCAGCAAAGUGAGUUUUAGGCAAAGACACACCACAUUUAAACUUCAGGAUCUGAUUCUUCUGUUCAUUUUCCUUCCCUUCUGCCGCUGGAAAUUUGUCUGGCAAGAGGAAAAAUACCUGUCUGAUAUCAGUGCUCCUCUUUGCUGACUAAGGCAGGUAAGCAGAGCUCUGUUAUUUGUUUCUCUCCUGAGCAAGUGGUGAAUGUUGGGGUGGAAAGGAACCGAUCUUUUCCCUUCAUCCCAGCUGUGCACACAGGGAUCAGCAAGGUCUUCCCAUCCUCCAGGCCUCCUCAGGUGCAGGUGGCAAGGACUGGGGGCAUCAGCAGCACAGCUGUUCCCAGAAGGUCAGCUGUGGGAUCAUCCCACCCCUUGGACUGCAGGCAUGGAGCAGAGGAGAUGGCUGCUGGUGGCUCUGCCACUGCUUCUGGCUAUCGCUCUCUCAGGUUCUGUUUUUCCAGGUGCAUCUCAGUGGGUCUCUGCAUCAUGGAUACAACUCUCUUUAUUCCUUCUCGCAUUGGCUGCUGGUUCUGUUCUGAUAUUUCAAGGAAGGAGAGUGGACUCCCUGGAAACUGUUUGGCUGAAGAACCACCAGCAACUCUACCAAAAAAUUCAGACUCUGCAGGAAGCUUUCCAGAAUGAGCAGGAGUCCACACAGCAUGAUAUUCAGCUCCUCAGAACACACCUGGAGAAGGAACUAGGAUUGACAAUAGAGGCAAAUACUACAAACACUUUGGAAUCUAUGUGGAAGAAGGACCUCCAAGAAGUGUCCAAACAAGUCCAAACUCUGCAGAAAGCUUUUAAAAACACCCAGGUGUACGCACAGCGUGACCUUCAGAUGAUCAGAACAGUCCUGAAGGAUGAACUAGGAAAGACAGUGGAGGCAAAUGUCACAGGGAAUAUAGCAUGCACAUGGCAGAACGACCUCUUGCAGCUCUCCCAACAAAUUCAAACUCUGAAGCGAACUUUCCAGAACAUGAAGGUUGCCAUACAGCGUGACCUUCUAAUGACCAGAACAGACCUGGAGAACAAACUAGAAAGGACAGUGGAGGAAAAAACAAGCACCUUAGAAUCCAGGCUGGAGAAGGACCACCAUGAAAUCUCCAAACAAAUUCAAAUUCUGCAGGAAAACUUCCUGAACACAUAUGAGACCACACAGCGUGACCUUCAGAUGAUCAGAAUACACUUGGAGCAUGAGCUAGAAAGGACAGUGGAGGAAAAUACAAGGACCAUGGAAUCCAUGUGGAAGAAGGACCUUCUGCAGCUCUCCCAGCAAAUGCAAACCCUGCAGGAAGCAUUCCAGAACAUGGAGGUGUCCACACAGCGUGACCUGCAGACCAUAAGAACAGACGUGAAGAAUGAGCUAGAAAGGACAGUGGAGGAAAAUACAAGGACCAUGGAAUCCAUGUGGAAGAAGGACCUUCUGCAGCUCUCCCAGCAAAUGCAAACCCUGCAGGAAGCAUUCCAGAACAUGGAGGUGUCCACACAGCGUGACCUGGAGACCGUAAGAGCAGACAUGAAGAAUGAGCUAGGAAGGACAGUGGAGGAGAAUACAAGGACCAUGGAAUCCAUGUGGAAGAAGGACCUUCUGCAGCUCUCCCAGCAAAUGCAAACCCUGCAGGAAGCAUUCCAGAACAUGGAGGGGUCCACACAGCGUGACCUGGAGACCAUAAGAACAGACAUGAAGAAUGAGCUAGAAAGGACAGUGGAGGAGAAUACAAGGACCAUGGAAUCCAUGUGGAAGAAGGACCUUCUGCAGCUCUCCCAGCAAAUGCAAACCCUGCAGGAAGCAUUCCAGAACAUGGAGGUGUCCACACAGCGUGACCUACAGAUGAUAAGAGCAGACAAGAAGAAUGAGCUAGGAAGGACAGUGAAGGAAAAUACCUCAAGGGUCUUGGAAUCCAUGCAGCUGAUGGACAUCCAGCAGAUCUCCCAAAAAAUCCAAACUCUGGAAGAAACUUUGCAGACCAUAUUGGGGUCCACAAAAUAUGACUUAGACCUUCCAGUGCUACGGUCCUACAAAGGAGAUGUCAUCCUGGAUGCUGACACGGCUCAUCCCAGAUUGGAAAUCUCUGCGGAUGGGAGGAGAGUGAAAGAUACUGGUGUCAUCCGAUUCUUGUUCAGAAAUGAGAAGAGAUUUGAUUCCCAUCUGUUUGUGUUGGCAAAGGAAGGAUACACUUCUGGGAAACACUAUUGGGAAGUAAAUGUUGGGACAAGAAGAAACUGGGCCUUGGGUAUUGCCUGUGAAUCUGUGACUCGCAAAGGGACUUUGACUCUGUGUCCUGAGAACGGCUUCUGGGUUAUUGCGUGUGUAGAUGGGCAAGAUUAUUUGGCCUGCACGAAUCCUUGGACCUGUCUGACUGUGACUGGCUGUUUGUCAAAGAUUGGGAUCUUCUUGAACAUCCCAGCCAAGCAGGUUUCUUUUUAUGAUGUCUUUAGGGCAGUAGCUUUGUACACUUUCAGCAUUGCUGAGGGCAGCAGCCAGGAAGGCAAAUUCCUUCCCUUCUUCUCUACAGGCCUUGCUGCUUCUGAGCCUGACACCGAGCCACUAGAAAUAUUGCCAUUUUCUGAUGAUGAUGAUGAGUAGUUUACUCUGCAUUUCAAAGGUCAAUACUGUGAUUGAAUCACAUUGUAAUCAGGCUGCUGAUUUGUGUCUUCCAAACAAAAGUAUUGAAGGAGAGGGCAAAUCUGUCAUCGUGGUCGGCUUUCUAAAUUAUGCAUCAGAACAAAAGGUUUUUUGAGUGAAAUUUUAUGUUGUCAAGAGAAAUAAUUUUUCUUUCAUAGUAGUAUGAAAAAAGCACUUCCUGUGGAUUGUGAAUUUUCCUGAAAAAUUACUCUAUUGGGAUGUUUUUUUUGAUCUCAUACAAAUUUUGGGGUUUUUUUUGUUUGUUUGUUUUGUGUCUGGGGUGGUUGCUGACCUGCCUCUGCCCCCCAGUCCCCCUGACUUUGGGAUCAUUGGGAUGAAUGAGAGCCGGACCAGGGUUUCCAGUGAGAAUUGGGGGCACAGUGAGGAGCAGCUCCUUUCUUCUGGCCAGGCUUUUUUGGCUGGCUGGGCCCCUAGUUUCUCUGACUAGAGAUACUAUUGCUCUGUUGGUUUUGCCUGUUUAUUUUUGUUUCUUUUCCUUCCUCUGUUUUUUCUGGAUCAAUAUUUGUGUAUCUCCUGGAAGCUGCCGCCCUUAGGCAUUCUGCAGAUGCAGUCAGAGUCUCAUGAGGUUCUUAUUUCACCUCAUAAAGUUUAGAGCAAUUGAUUUCCCUUGGCAUUGCAUGUUUAAAGCCAAAUAAUAUCCAUUUUUGAUAUUUUCCCAGGAAAUCCUUCCCUGCCCUGGUAUUGGGGUCCCAAUAGGGGUCCAAGGAGGGAAAGUGCUCUUCAACAGUUCCUGGUAGCCUGCCCUCUGUGUCUGUACUGUUCACCUCCCUCCUAGCAGUCUGGAGUUUCUGUAGAAUCGACUAGAUUAUUUAGCAGAACCUGUAUAUCCAGUCAGUCUGGAUCUUGAGAAUGGUUUCAAAUACUUUAGGUAGUCUCUCCAGAUCUUCUCUAUAGGGAAGAGGUGAGGCAUCUCACCCACACCUCAAGAUCAAUUGAAAGAGAAAGGUACUUUUACCAUUACCAGGCCAUGAGAGACUUUCUGUUUACCCCAGGUUCACCCCAACACUGGCCACUCCUUUUGCAGUUUCAGAUGGUUUUCCAAAUAAAAGAAUAAAUCCACAUAAGGCAAUUAAUUCCAUUUCCCUCUCUCCCUCCCUAAACUCAGGUACCAUUCUCUGGCCACUUAGCCUGGUGGUUUAGCUGGUAUACUGGCCACCACUGAUGGCAAUGUUGGAUUAGUCUAGGUUUCCUUGGUGGGUCUCCUCCUAUCUGUUUCCAGUUUUUCAAUAUACAUUUCAAUAGAGAAUUGAAAUUUCCCACUUGAAUUUUAGAAGAAACCGGCCCCAUUUUCAAUAAUUACAAAUAUACAAGCUAUUAUAUCUGAAAGUUAAAAUGGUAUUUCUGGGUUUGUAAUGGGAGGGGGAGUAGGGAAGAGAAAGGAGACUGCCAAACCAGCAAUCACUAAAACUGACACAAGAGGGUGCUUCAAGUCCACAAAUGAGAUCUCAGCCACGCACACAAACUGAAGGAGUGCUGGAAUCAUCUGUCCAGGGAGGUGGUGGAAUCACCACCCCUAAACAUGUUUUAAAAAAGACUGGACAUGGCACUGUCAGUUAUUGUUCCCUGUCAAUGAAGUGAAUUCCAGUGAUCUGAGGGGUAGGUCUGAUAAUUAGAGUCUGUGAUGUACACAAGAGUAGAAAGAUCACCCAGCAGCUGGCACAAAGAAGAAACUAGAAGAAACUGUCUAGGAGAAUUUUCAUCUGCAAUGAUUUCUGCAGGCUGCAAGACUCAAAUGAUAACUUGAAAAAAAGUGUUCAGUAGCAUGCAUUCAGCAUUGGACUUAUUGCUAAAAUAAUUUAUUAAUGCUAUAUUGCUUCUCUGAACUUGGGAUGUGGUAGUAAACAAGUGUCUCAUUACAAUUCA